AUGAAGUUCACAUCCCUGACCACCGCUGCGUGGGCAUUCCUGUCUCUAAACGCCGGACUUACGCUUGCUGGAGAUGUGCUGAAGAACAACGGGUUCACCUCUUGCCUCGAUAACAGUGACAUCAAGAUCCAACGGUUGGAUUUCGUACUUAACCGCGCAGCAAAGACGGUCACAUACGAUUUCUUUGGUGUAAACAGCAAAACACAAAAUGUUACUGCAACCGUUACGAUCGUUGCCUACGGACAGACAUUCACUCAGAAUCUUGACCCAUGUGCGUCGAACACGUUCAUAGAGCAACUCUGUCCUGUGCCUGCUGGUACCUUUAGCGCCAAAGGUGAGCAAACGAUUUCGGAGGAGUUUGGAGCGAGGAUACCAUCUAUUGCCUUUGCGGUACCAGACUUGGAUGCCGAAGCUACAAUGAAAUUGAAUGGCAAAGAUAGCAACAAUGAACUCUCUUGCAUCCAGUCAACUGUUGGGAAUGGAAACUCCCUACACACCCCGAUGGUGUCGUAUGUUGCCUAUGGAAUCUCCGGUGCCGCGCUCGCCGUCUCUGGCGUUGGUGCUGCCGGUGCCGCCGCUCACCCAGGAGCCCCUGGCGUAAGUCCAUCUUUCGUUCAGGUUAUGGGCGUCUUCCAGGCCAUUGCAAUGAACGGAUUACUCAGUGUGGACUAUCCUCCCGUCUAUCGGAGCUUUACCAAAAACUUUAGCUUCAGCCUCGGCCUUUUCCCCUGGACACAGCUGCAGGUAUCUAUCGAUAGCUUCCGGAAUAGCACUGGCGGAAAUCUCACGGAAAACAGCGUUGCCUAUCUUCAGAGUCUACAGACACAUAACAAUGCCACGAAUGGUACUACUGAGAAACGCUCGCUCGACUUCACAUCCCACCACACCCAGCUCGUGGCCCGCGGUAUACAGGAGGAAGUCAACAGCCGGCUCAGCGGCAUCAAGAAGGGCGUCGAAGAACUCUCCAUCCCAGCGGCCAAUACAUUCAUGACUGUUCUAGUGAUCUUUGCUAUAGUCAUCGCUGCAAUUGCUGCAGGUAUAUUGCUGGGGAAGGUCUUGUUGGAGUUCUGGGCGCUCUACGCCACGUUCCCAGAGCGUUUGUCGAACUUUAGACAACAUUACUGGGGAUUCCUUGCCAGGACUAUUACCAACUUGAUUCUUCUGCUUUACGGAAUUUGGACCCUCUACUGCGUCUUCCAAUUCACUCGUGGUGACUCGUGGGCAGCCAAAGCGCUUGCAGCGGUUACCCUUACAGUCUUCACCGCUAUCCUUGGAUACUUUACUUUCCGCAUCUGGUCUCUUGCCCGACGCCUUAAGAAGACUGAGGGAACCGCUUCGGCUCUAUUCGAGGAUCGGGAAGCCUGGCGCAAGUACAGCCUGUUUUAUGAUCAUUACAAGAAGGAUUACUGGUGGAUUUUUGUGCCUGUUAUCGUUUACCUUUUCGUCCGUGGUUGUGUGAUUGCUGGCGGAGAUGGACAUGGCCUCGUUCAGUCUGCUGGUCAGUUUUUUGUUGAGGCUCUCAUGCUUAUUCUCCUGCUAUGGACCCGUCCUUUCGAAACCAAGUCUGGCCGAUGGAUCAAUAUCUCUAUACAGGUUGUCCGGGUAUUGUCCGUGGGAUGCAUUAUCGUCUUUGUUGACGAGUUCGGCAUCUCCAAGACAACCAAGACCGUCACCGGCGUUGCCCUGCUUGCUGUCCAGACUACUCUUGCGGUGAUUCUGGGUAUCCUUAUCUUGAUCAAUGGUAUAAUGGCUCUGUUUGGCAAGAACCCGCAUCAGGAACGUCACAAGGAAAAACAAAACUUCGACAGAGAUCUAGACAACCUAACCCCCCUUGACCCUCGGGAUUCCAUUCUGCUCAAGCCCAAAGCACACGGGUACAUGCAGGAUGAGGAAGUUGGCAAGCUAAACCACAUCUCCCGCUAUGAGCCUUACCAUGACACACCGCCAUCCAAGCCAAGACACGGCUACAGCGAGAGCACAGACCGACUAGUCCAGCACCGUGGCGGUAGCCCCGAGAGACCACGGAGUGCCGGAAGCGAUAUAUCCUAUACGAAUCACCCUCACCAACAGAACCAGUCUUUGCUGCGUUAA
Messenger RNA from Nannizzia gypsea CBS 118893, 2091 nucleotides. Its product is annotated as DUF907 domain-containing protein. The record is from RefSeq and is a predicted model, not a curated record. Gene Ontology annotation, biological process: fungal-type cell wall biogenesis; transmembrane transport. NCBI's taxonomy places the organism in Eukaryota, Fungi, Ascomycota, Eurotiomycetes, Onygenales, Arthrodermataceae. The coding region runs from base 1 to 2091 and encodes 696 amino acids. The transcript is spliced from 3 exons.